Messenger RNA from Eimeria maxima, 191 nucleotides. RefSeq lists its product as hypothetical. The annotation marks the transcript as partial. Lineage: Eukaryota; Apicomplexa; Conoidasida; Eucoccidiorida; Eimeriidae. The transcript is spliced from 2 exons. The record is from RefSeq and is a predicted model, not a curated record.
AUGCCCCGGUUUGUCCUAACGUGGUUUGUGAACACCACAAUCAAAUGCGGCGCAGCCGAAGACUCGAUUUUGCGCCAUUGCGCCAUGCGUAUUGACCUCCAGAUACAUGUUGUUAGCGAUGGAGAGGAGUUGGAAGUUUCCGCAGAACGUGAACGAGCAACACAAUCAAAUGCGGCGCACCCGAAGACUCG